AUGCUGACGGGCCACGAUCAGGUCGUGUCCGGCCUGGACUGGGCGCCCACGUGCGGCCUGCUGGCCAGCUGCUCGCACGACGGCGGCUGCUUCGUGUGGCGGAAGGAUCCCGGCGGCGGGGAGUGGACGCCGCUGCUCGUGGUGACCCGGCUGAACCGGGCGGCGCUGUGCCUGAAAUGGAGCCCGUCGGAAGGCAAGUUUGCCUUGGGCACGGGCGCCCGCACCGCCUGCGUGUGCCACUACGAAGCCGACAACGACUGGUGGGUGGCGAAGAAGAUCAAGCAGCAUGAAUCCUCAGUGACAAGUGUAGCCUGGCACCCGAGUAGUGCCAUCCUUGCCACAACAUCCACCGAUCGUAGAUGCCGAUUGUUCAAUGCACUCAUUCAAGGUGUUGAAGGUGACAGUGGCCACUGUGAAGCUGCAGAAAGCACAUUGUUUGGGGACUUGCUUAUGACAAUAGAAUGCAAGUGGUGGCCACAUGCUGUUGCAUUCUCUCCCCGGGGGGCUAGGCUUGCAGUGGCAACACAUGGGUCAACCAUAGUCAUAGUGGAUGGAUUGGACGCUCAAGAACCAAAUGGAUUGGCAAACAAGGAUAUUUUGGAGGUGAAGUUAAGGGGACUCCCUCUACGGUCUUUGUCAUUCUUGUCAGAAUCUGUCCUUGUUGGUGGUGGCUUUGAUGGGGAACCUGUGGUCCUUGCGAUGACUGCCCAAUCCUCCCAGAGUGAAUGGACAGUGGCUCAAGGUGACUCUCCUUGA
Ostreobium quekettii is the source of this 756-nucleotide messenger RNA. The record is from the annotation of a GenBank genome assembly. Lineage: Eukaryota; Viridiplantae; Chlorophyta; Ulvophyceae; Bryopsidales; Ostreobiaceae.